AUGGCCGAGUCCCAGCUCAGCUGCCUAGACGAGGCGCACGUAAACGAGAGGGUGACCGAGGCGCAGGCCGCCUUCUACUACUGCGAGCGGCGGCGGGCCGCGCUGGAAGCGCUGCUGGGUGGAGGCGAGCAGGCCUACCGCGAGCAGGUCAAGAAGGAGCGGCUGCGGGACUUCCUCUCCAGCCAGGAGCGCCUGGCCCUCCGCGCCUCCUGGAGCCCCUACGAGGAGGCCGUCUCCAACGCUGGAAGCAAAACCAAGGCCAAAGCCCCAGCUGAGCCCAACGAGUCCCUGGCCUAUUGGCCAGACCGCUCGGACACCGAAGUGCCCCCGCUGGACCUGGGGUGGACGGACUCCGGCUUCUACCGCGGUGUAAGCCGUGUCACGCUCUUCACCCACCCUCCCAAGGAAGAGACGGCGCCGCACCUGAAGCAGGUGGUCAGACAGAUGAUCCAGCAGGCCCAGAAGGUCAUUGCUGUCGUCAUGGACCUUUUUACUGAUGGGGAUAUAUUCCAAGACAUUGUAGAUGCUGCCUCUAAGCGACGGGUCCCCGUAUACAUUAUCUUGGAUGAGACAGGUGUGAAGUACUUUCUGGAGAUGUGUCAGGGUUUGGAGCUUGCUGAUUUCCGCAUUCGGAACAUCCGUGUCCGCUCUGUGACAGGAGUUGGCUUCUACAUGCCCAUGGGGAAGAUCAAGGGGACUCUCUCAUCGAGGUUCCUGAUGGUGGAUGGGGACAAAGUGGCCACUGGAUCUUACAGCUUUACCUGGAGCUCCUCCUAUGUGGACAGGAACCUUCUCUUGCUCCUGACAGGGCAGAAUGUGGAACCCUUUGACGUAGAGUUCCGGGAGCUCUAUGCCAUCUCUGAGGAGGUGAACUUGUACCAGCACCUGGGUCUGGCAGGCAGGCUUGGCCUCAACUACUCCUCCACUGUAGCUCGAAAACUUAUCAAUCCCAAGUAUGCCUUAGUGGCAAGCAGCCGCCCUCCUCCAGGAGAGAUGAUGCGCUGGGCGGCCCGGCAGCAGCGGGAGGCUGAUAGCAAUGCAGAGGGACAGGAGUGCAAUGGCGGUGGUGAGUCUGCCCGGCGUCUGGAGAGCUUUCUGAAUGAUCUGGUUACAGUAGAACAGGUAUUGCCCACAGUGGAGCCCCUCCCCUCAAGAUUGCUGAGACCAAAGGAUGGCAGGACUGUCUCUCAGGUGCACACAGACCUGAGGCACAAAUCCCGAGAGGCACUCCCCCAGAAUGGCAAGGGAGAAGCUGCCAAUGGAGAGGCCACCCCAGCCAAGGAGAGCAGACGCUUCAGCAGCAGGAUCUUCAGCCGAAGAGUGAAGAGGUCUGAGAGGUCUGCAGUGCUGAACAACAUGGCGCCCUCCACUGAGACUCUCGCUGAUGUGGAGUAUCCUCUGGGGAAGAGGCCCAACGAGGGUUCCAGUGCCAACAUAUCAGGUAAAGGGAGUUCCAGGAUCACCAAGCCCAGCAACUGUGCCAUCUCCUGAGCUUCAGGGUAGUAGUGGGCAAGAUCUGCAGAUGCCCACCCAUCCUGUCCUGUGCUGCGGAGAGCAUGGCCUACACCCUGCACUUGUUUACACAUCAGACCCUAACCAGACCUCCUACCCUGCAGCCUCCAUCCUGGUCUUAAGGCCUGAAUCCUAGCUGGCAGGAUCUGAAGCAUCUCAGCUAUCACUGCCUCCAGCAGACUGCACGACUGGACAAGGACACUACCUUGUUGCACCAAAGAAGCCUGGCUGGUGUCUGCUCUGCUCUAUGCCAGCCCUCCUCCACUGGGCCAGCCCUGUCCUACAGGUCCUCUGGUGGGAGAAAGGCCAUUCCUUCUGCCUUGCUAGGACAGGAUUCCAAGGCAGCCCCAGCCACUUGGCUUUUCCUCGUACUUCUGGUGAUGUCUAGUUCCCCGUACCCCCAGAGGUUGGUGGGGAAAACGGGGAAGAAGAUAGGACUCAGAGCCAAUCUUGCUCCAGCCUUGAAACUCCAGGUGAGAGAUAGAGCUGGAAUAGCAGGGCCACUGGCUAUUGUAACCUUAGGGACACCCAUUCCUGCUGACGCCUGAACUAGUCUCCGAGUGGAAUGGGGUGGGGAUGGGGAUACUUCGGCCUCCUUCCAGCUAGUGGCAGGAUCCGACAGUGGUGGUGAAGAGCCCCCUUCCCUCCUGCACUGUCGUAGCAAGCCUGGCCUGAAGGCCCUGGGGCUCUGCAGAGUGCCUUCCCCAAUGCCUGCUCUUUUCAGUAUGGUUUCCUUUACAGCUCUGUGGAGGAUGGGGCUGCAGGGGAGGAGGCUGGGCCCAGGGGACAAGAGCAUUUGUGUUUCCUCCCUGCCGGUUCCUCCCUGAGCAUUUAGGUGGCCUUCUUUGUACACUAGGUCAUCCUCAGUGAAAUUUCAGCCAACGACCAGCCUGAACCACCUGCAAAAUGUCAGGCUGUUCUUAAAUGCCUCAGUUUCUCUCCAACUGUGGCCUAAUUACCACAGUAGUACUGCCAAGAUGACCAGCCCCACUGUCACCUCUCUACACAGUGAACUGUGCAGGCUGAGGGAAAGUGACCAUUGACACGGGAGACAUUGUCUAACUGCAGACAAUGACACAGGGGCAAAGGGCCUCUAAACCAAGCCCUUGUCCCCUUUUCUUUCUGAAAGGCCCUUGGGUACCCCUAGUCCUGGGAGGGACACAGGCAUCUGCAAAGGCAGCUGGUGAGAGGCAGGGAGGGGGCGCUGUAAGCUGCAGAAGCACAUGGUGGCCUGUGCCUGUGUCUGCCUCCUGGCUGAUGGGGAAUAAGAGGGGAAAUUAGGAAUGGCCUCAGCCCAGAGUCCCCUGUGUCCUCCCUGAGGUUAGGCUCCGGGAGGGGGCAAGGUUCCCCUGUGGCUUCCCAAGCCUUUGUAAGAAUUAAACACUUCCGGUAAGUGCUUCCUGAUACAA
Messenger RNA from Mesocricetus auratus (golden hamster), 2921 nucleotides. It is a transcript of the gene Sack1f, whose product is annotated as family with sequence similarity 83 member F. The transcript is spliced from 5 exons. The coding region runs from base 1 to 1491 and encodes 496 amino acids. The record is from RefSeq and is a predicted model, not a curated record. Lineage: Eukaryota; Metazoa; Chordata; Mammalia; Rodentia; Cricetidae.